AUGUCGACCGACAGUCUCUCCCUAUCCAACAAAGUGGCCAUCAUUACCGGUUCCGGCCGGGAAAACGGUAUCGGCGCGGCCAUCGCCCUAGCGCUUGCCAGAGCAGGUGCCCGCGUGUACAUCAAUUACAUCUCCGAGUCCUCUGCUACCCGUGCCGCACAAGUCGUCUCUAAUAUUGAGGCAGCCGUCGGUAAGGGUGUGGCCACCUCUAUCAGGGCCGACGUUUCUACCACCGAAGGUAGCAGAAAGAUCGUGGAAGAGACACUGUGUAGCUUCGGAGUUGACCACAUCGACAUUAUUGUCAACAAUGCUUCAUACAUGGUACCGGGAGGGGCGCUACAAACCUCUCCCGAAGACAUGAUGAAAACAUUUCAGGUCGCUGUCGUCGGCCCAGUGCUACUCCUCCAGGCGGCCUACACCCAUAUGUCUCAAAAUGGCCGCAUAAUAAACAUUGGCAGCGUUGCUUGA
This is a messenger RNA of Colletotrichum graminicola M1.001, 468 nucleotides long. RefSeq lists its product as uncharacterized. NCBI's taxonomy places the organism in Eukaryota, Fungi, Ascomycota, Sordariomycetes, Glomerellales, Glomerellaceae. The record is from RefSeq and is a predicted model, not a curated record. The transcript has 2 exons. Bases 1 to 468 code for a protein of 155 amino acids.